Messenger RNA from Raphanus sativus (radish), 675 nucleotides. RefSeq lists its product as uncharacterized. Lineage: Eukaryota; Viridiplantae; Streptophyta; Magnoliopsida; Brassicales; Brassicaceae. Bases 147 to 512 code for a protein of 121 amino acids. The transcript is spliced from 5 exons. The record is from RefSeq and is a predicted model, not a curated record.
UUCGCGUGAGGUUAUUUCUAGACUAUACGACGACGUUUUAGCUGUCUUCUUCUUCAUUGCGAUUUACCGUGGAAGUGAGGUCGUGACUAGAGGGACGAAGAUCCGAUCUGCUAGACUACUACGGUGUUUCAAGGAGAGGAGAAUCAAUGGCGGGAGUUGGAAGAUCAAUGGUUGGAUCUGUUCUUAUGUUUACAGUGGUGCUCUCGCUCCAAGAAGUGUACAGAGGGAAAUUAGCUUCUUCUGAGCUGUUGACGAUCAUUGGAGGCUUCACUAGCUCCCUCCUCUUUCUCUUCUCUCUCACUUUCAUUGGAAAUCUCCAGGAAUCUUCUGGCAUGAAGAGUGGCUGGGGUGCAGUGAUUGUUGGGGAAAUCAUAGCUCUUGUUGCUGCUAGCACGGUGCAUCGAGUUUGCAUUACAACCUGUUUCUUGUUCUCCGGUGGGCUGUUAUACGAGAUGAGCAAGAUCUCAGGAUACAUGCUCUCCAGAGCUGAAUCAAAAUCUAAAAGGCACUGAAUCAAGAGGACGACGGGAUUACUAAGUUACAUGAUGUUCUCGCUUUUGAUAGAUCUUGUUUACAUAGUCUCUAAGGAUACUUGAUGAAAUUUAGAAUUUCACGCGUAUCUUAUGUUUGACUUGGUCGAUAUCCUCGCAAUUCCAUGAGUUGUGGUUAUGACUU